UCUCAUCUCCCCCUCGCUUUUCCUCUCAUCAACGACAAGACGACGCGGAGGCGACAGCGAGCCGGGGCGGAGCUGCGCCGCCGCCGCCUCGAUGACGACCACCUCUACGUCGCCGCCGUCGUCUACCUCGCCCACGUCGAGCCGAACCGCGAGGGGAGGACGGGAGCACGCCGCCACUUCGCCAACCCCGAGCCUGCGAGGACUUCAGCUUCGCCGCGACGGUUACACAGCACUGGAUUACAAGCCGCAGGCAGUUGAUUCCGGGGGAGCUUCUGAGGACCAUGUCUCAAAUCGCUGGUAUUUUGUUUCCAUCGGCAGUCCAUAGGCAGUUCUUGUUGUGGGUGGUGUUGCUCACAGUCCUUCUAUCAGCAUCUACUGCCUAUUCAGCUAAGAAUCCUCCAAAACAAGAGGGACAAUGUCGAUACGACUUGACAAGCAUAGCUGCUCUGUCAUGCAUGCAAAAAGAUGCUGUAAGGAGGCCACCCUCACAUGCAUGCUGCAAAGCAUUACUGUAUGCUGUUGAUCAGGUUCCAGUUGAGGAUGUGAGUGGAGCUUGUUGCCUGUGCCGCUACAUGAAGGAAAAGGUGCUAGCCGCUGGACUGGCUACUGCAUAUAUCCUGUGCAAUGGGAAGGACAGUCGCAUCGUCGCCAAAUGGUCAUCGUUUCCCAUCACAAGAUGUUUAGAUGACUGCGGGCAGGGAAACAGUACAAGCAGUCAAGCACACGGCACGGGCAACCGAGAAGCGCACGUUUCUGGCAUGGUCAUCUGGGUAACUGUUGCAGUACUCAUUGUGAUAGGGGUCAUUUGCUUCUGGUAUUUUCGGAGGUUCAAGGCGGCAGGGAAUGCAAUUCAACCCCGAGCUGGGCGCCGACGACGAUCUGUUGGCCCUUCAUCAGCAAAGCGCAAGGAGAAGAGGUCAAGUUCCUCAACUCUAGCACUAUUGAAGGAAGCUAAGAUUUCAUGCCAUGCUACCUUUGUGCAACAAGAGAGAUGUACCAUCUAAUCAAAGAUGGUCCUAUUGCUCGACAUUCAAUUAAUGUGCGAGAAGAAAUUACCUUUGAUCAAUUGCUGUUCAACAGGAUUGGUCUUGACUGUUGAAGGGACUCCGGACAAAGGAUGGUGGCUCGACGGGUAGCCGGCAGCGGCCAACAACCCUCUCUGAUCUCGUUUGAUUAACUAGGUGCAGUAAAACCUAAAUGUGGUCUUAUAUAAUGCUAGGCGGCAAUGCCUCUGCUGCGCGCCAAAGUGUCACGUUGAAAGGUAGUUUCCUGCGCAGAAGUCGAAAAAGUGAUGUCCAGAUCGUGGAUAUCGAAAACCUGUUCUGCUAAAAACGAGUCGAAGUUAUUUUUA
Molecule: messenger RNA, 1351 nt
Organism: Setaria italica (foxtail millet)
Lineage: Eukaryota; Viridiplantae; Streptophyta; Magnoliopsida; Poales; Poaceae
Exons: 6
Coding region: 282-1004 (240 amino acids)
Source: RefSeq, a predicted model, not a curated record